AUGAAGGCUGUUGGUAUCCUCUCCAUGGCCACGGCCGCCUCGGCCGCUCCCCUCCUGGGUAAUCUCCUCGCCACGGUUGAGGGUGUCGCCGGAAGCCUGCCCGUCGUCGGCGACCUCCUCACCGACCUCCCGGUCACCGACCUCGUCAGCGGUGUCAUCAACCGUCUCCCCGUUGACGACCUCGUCGACGCUCUCCCCAUCGAGGAGAUCGUCAGCAACCUGCCCGUCGACCAGAUCCUGGCCGCUCUGCCCAUCCAGGACAUCAUCAGCACCCUCCCCCUCAAGCGCGACGUCGUCGACGCCGAGGUUGCCGCUGACAUCAACCUGAAGCGCGAUGUCACCGUCUCGGCCGACGUCGACGCCGAGGUUGACGGCCUGGCCCAGCUCUCCGUCGCCCUCGACAAGCUGUCCCUCUCCGACCUCCUGAGCGGCCUCACCUCGUCGCUCCCCGUCAGCAGCCUCGUCCAGGCCCUGCCCGCCGAGGACAUCGUCAACGCCCUGCCCGUCCAGGACGUCAUCAACCUGCUCCCCGUCAGCGGCAUCGUCUCGCGCCUCCCCGUGAAGCGCGACGCCGCCAAGCGUGACGCCAGCACUGUCACCGAGACCCCCGUCGUCAGCGACCUGCUCGACCGCAUCCCCACCUCCAAGCUCCUCCAGGCCGUCGUCGCCCUCCUCCCCGCCAAGGACAUCGCCCAGCAGCUCCCCGUCUCCUCCAUCGUCUCGCGCCUCCCCGCCGCUGACAUCCUCGCCGCCCUCCCCGAGAGCGUCGUCUCCAAGCUGCCCAACGCCAAGCGCGACGUCGAGCAGGAGGAGUUCGCCACCACCCGCACCAUCUCGUACGCCACCACCUCGACCUGGGCUACCACCUCGACCUGGGCCACCACCGCCACCGCCCUCGCCGGUGUCGCUACCGGUGGUGCCCCUGUUGCCAGUGCCGCCGCCAGUGCCGCUACCGGUGGCGUCCCCGUCGCCAGUGCCGCCGCCAGUGCCGCUACCGGUGGCGUCCCCGUCGCCAGCGCCGCCACCGGUGCCCUCCCCGUCGCCACCUCCGGCGCCGAGGUCGUCUCCAACAUCCAGAGGACCAUCACCCUCGUCAAGGUCUACACCGGCAAGAUCAACUCUACCGUCACCCGCGUCCAGGACGGCACCAUCACCAAGGAGGAGGGUCUCACAAUCUCCAUCAAGGUCCUCAAGGGCAUCAAGAUCGAGCUCGAGGCCCUCGUCGCCUCCGUCACCCUCGAGAACGGCACCCUGGUCAUCAAGUCUGACCUCCUCGUCCAGAUCGUCAGCCUCCUCCAGGUCCUGAUCGUCGAGAUCGUCGCCACCGUCAACAACCUGGUCGUCCUCAUCGGCCUCCGCCUCCAGCUCGCCUCGCUGCUCCACGCCAUCUUCGCUGUCGUCGCCAACCUCCUCGUCAUCCUCAACGCCGUCCUGGUCGGCCUCAUUCCCACCCUCCUCGAGGCCCUGAGCCCCGUCCUGGACGUCCUCAUCAACGGCAUCCUGGGCCCCAUCCUGUCGCCCGUUGUCGGCCUUGCCCCCCUCAAGCUGUAA
Messenger RNA from Geosmithia morbida, 1551 nucleotides. RefSeq lists its product as uncharacterized. Bases 1 to 1551 code for a protein of 516 amino acids. The record is from RefSeq and is a predicted model, not a curated record. The transcript has a single exon. Lineage: Eukaryota; Fungi; Ascomycota; Sordariomycetes; Hypocreales; Bionectriaceae.